Messenger RNA from Abrus precatorius (Indian licorice), 741 nucleotides. Its product is annotated as plant cysteine oxidase 4-like. The record is from RefSeq and is a predicted model, not a curated record. Bases 1 to 741 code for a protein of 246 amino acids. NCBI's taxonomy places the organism in Eukaryota, Viridiplantae, Streptophyta, Magnoliopsida, Fabales, Fabaceae. The transcript has 5 exons. Gene Ontology annotation, molecular function: oxidoreductase activity, acting on single donors with incorporation of molecular oxygen, incorporation of two atoms of oxygen.
AUGGAGAGGAGCAAAAUACAAGAGCUUUAUGAUGCUUGUCAUGCCUUGUUUUCUCAGGAGGGCCUUCCAACUUUUCAACAAAUCCACUAUCUGAAAAAUUUGCUAGACAAAAUUGAAGCCAUAGAUGUAGGAAUCGACGAGUUCGGGUCCUGUGAUUCUCCGACUUCAUACUCAAACGUUGAUGGAAGCAGGGGUUUGCUUUGUGGGCAAGGUUUCUCUGAAAUAACAUACAUUCACAUUCAUGAAUGUGACUACUUUUCUAUAGGUGUGUUCUGUCUUCCAGCAGGGAAAGUAUUUCCACUUCAUGAUCACCCGGGAAUGACAGUGUUGAGCAAGCUCUUAUAUGGCUCUGUGUAUGUCAAAGCUUAUGACUGGAUCACAUUGGAUUGUACUGGGUGCCAAACAAUAGGAUUGGCAGGAAGGGUAGUGGAUGAAGUAAUGAAAGCACCACACGAACCAUCAAUAUUGUUUCCAAGAAGUGGUGGCAACAUUCAUUCUUUUACAGCGUUGACGCCAUGUGCAAUACUAGACGUGUUAUCUCCACCAUACUCUGAAGAGUUUGGAAGGCCUUCCACUUACUACUCAGACAUCACUAUACCUUCUCUUACUGGCUAUGCCAUGCUUGAGGAGAAACCGGUGCCUAAUGACCUAGUCGUUCAUGGAGCGCCAUACCUUGGACCCUCAAUUGUAACCGUGUACGAUUACAGCUUAGGUCAAAUCAGUUUUGAUAAUCACGUAUGA